AUGGCUUCAACCCAUCAAGAUGCUCAAACCAAAUUACUUUGGGUUUGGUCCCCUGAAUCGGAUGUACAUGCGGUUGCAGACAUAAAUUUGUUUACCGAGUACACUGAAUAUGCCUCCGAAGGCAUCAGUACCUGGGUGUUCAAAGAAUCACGCAACGUCCGCGUCGUGGGUAUUGGCACAAUCGAGGCAUCGUUCGUCAAGGGAGACAACGCAUUUUUCACUGUCAUGUUGACGGAUGUCUUACAUGUACCCGAUCUUGGAUUCAACAGUAUAGGGAACACGGAAGAUAUCGGCGCAGGUGCUAAUGCGGAGAAAGAGACCGGUUAUAUUCUCGAUUGCCAACGCAAUAUCAUUGCCUGUUUACGGCCUCUCGGGAACAAAGCCCUAAAUUUUUGGCCUCAACAAUGCGACCCCUCCACUGGACUGGCGAUAGAACUUCAAUAUACUUCAUAUGACGAGCUUUUGCGCGAAUAUCAACACUUACUUAUCUGGGAACGACAGGAGCGUGAACGUUGGAAAUCCCAUGCACGUAAGGCAACAUUGCAGUAUGACGAGUCCGACACAUGCUAG
Molecule: messenger RNA, 570 nt
Organism: Xylaria bambusicola
Lineage: Eukaryota; Fungi; Ascomycota; Sordariomycetes; Xylariales; Xylariaceae
Exons: 2
Coding region: 1-570 (189 amino acids)
Source: RefSeq, a predicted model, not a curated record